Hydra vulgaris (swiftwater hydra) is the source of this 3659-nucleotide messenger RNA. RefSeq names its product calcium-activated potassium channel slowpoke. Gene Ontology annotation, biological process: potassium ion transmembrane transport. Lineage: Eukaryota; Metazoa; Cnidaria; Hydrozoa; Anthoathecata; Hydridae. Gene Ontology annotation, cellular component: membrane. Gene Ontology annotation, molecular function: large conductance calcium-activated potassium channel activity. The record is from RefSeq and is a predicted model, not a curated record.
CUUGCAUUAUUGUUGAUAUCAUAUUGAUAUAGCCAACUGUAGGGACUCAAAUACAUACAAUAUAUUUACACACACUUCUGCAGAUUUAGGAUGAUUGGAAUGUUACAUUCAAAAUCAUUAUGAAAAUACUAAAGAGAUGUCUGUAAAAAAAUUCUUUUAUAUGUUUUUACACAAAUAUCUACUUGAAGUUUUUAUCUUACAUUAGGUUACAGCCACACAAUUAUGUGUGAUCCAAAUGUUGCUACUAAACCAGAAGAUCGAAAAUGGUUAUACUUUGUUGGUAUAUCAUUGGCUCUGUAUUUUGGUGGUAUAUUAUUAAUCUUAUUUGUACGUGUGAUAAUACAUCUAUCUCAAUCAGAUCGCAAAAAAAACUUGAAUGUUGAAGAAGAUUUUGUAGAAUUGCAAGAUGGAAUAUAUUUAAAACUGGUUGAACUUGCUGGAAUUCUUGAUUCUGCUCAAAAUUUUCAAGGAAAAAUUUUGCAUGUUGCUUCUUUCAUCUUAAACCUCACUUGUGUAGCAAUGUAUGUUGCAACAACAUCUGAUCCUAUUGAACAUUGCUUUUCGAUUGAUCACACGUUGUGGAAAGUUGAAGUUGUUAUAUACAUUUUUUUUGUUAUUCAUCUAUGCAUUAGGGUUUUUGCAUCACAUGACAAGUUAUCAUUAUGGUCUACAGAUAUAGCAAUUAUAGUUGAUUUAUUAACCAUGCCUACAAUAUUUUUACCUGUUCUAUUCAAUCAAUAUUGGUUAGGAUUGAGGUUUUUACGUGCCAUAAAUUUAACUAGAAUUGAUGAAAUUUUACAAUUUCUUAAUGUUCUUAAAUCUGGACAUUCUGUUGAAAUGAUGUCAAUGCUAGGCAAUUUUCUUACUGUCUGGUUGGUAUCAGCUGGAAUGGUUCAUUUGAUAGAAAAUACUGGCGAUCCAUGGAGUCCCAUCAGCUAUCAAAAUGCUAGACAAAUUAACUAUUUUGAUUCAACUUAUUUUUUAUUAGUUACUAUGUCAACAGUUGGAUAUGGUGAUAUAACAUGUAAGACAUAUCUAGGCAGGAUAUUUGGAAUGAUGUUUAUUGGUGUUGGAUUGGGUUUGUUUGCAUCCUAUCUUCCUGCAAUUUCAAAUUUUUUCGCUUCACACACAAAGUAUAAUAAAGAGUUUAAUAUAAUACCAGGAAAAAAAUUUGUAAUUGUUUGUGGAUACAUAACUCAUGAAAGUGUUUCUUCGUUCUUAAGAGAUUUUCUUCAUUGCGACAGAAAUGAUAAUGCUACUAUGGUUGUAUUUUUAGCUCCGUCUUUUCCUGAUGUAAACAUCCAAACAUCUCUUAAAAAGUUUGAAACCAGAGCAUGUUACUUUAUGGGAACAGUAUACUCUUCUGUUGAUGCUAACAGAGUAAAGAUCAAAAAUUCAGAUGCUGUAAUUGUAUUGUGUAAUAAGAAAUGUGUCAAUCCAGAUGAAGAAGAUGCAGCAAAUAUUACUAGAGUGAUUGCUGUUAAAAACUUUCAUGAACGUGUUCGCUGCAUUGUACAAUUGAUGAUGAAUCGCAACAAAGUACAUUUGAUGAAUUGUCCACAAUGGAGUAUAGAAAAUGGUGAUGCCAUUAUUUGCAUUAAUGAACUUAAGCUUGGAUUUAUGGCUCAAAAUUGCAAUGCACCUGGUUUUUCGUCGCUGGUUGGAAAUUUAUUUGGAAUGCGGAGUAAUGUGAUUAAAGAGGCUAUUUCAGAAUGUGAGCAAUGGAAAGCUGCUUAUAUGUUAGGAGCUGCUAAUGAAAUGUAUUCAAGCUAUCUAUCUAAUUCAUUUGUUGGUAUGACCUUUCCACAAGCUGUUGAAUUGUGUUACGAGAAAUUGAAUUUGUUGCUUAUUGCAAUUGAAUUGAAAACAAAGAAUGGAAAACAAUUUGUCAUAAAUCCUAUGGACAAAAAGUUGAGGUUGACAAGAAAUACACGAGGAUUUUUUAUAUGUCAAAAUGCUUUUGAUGUUGAAAGAGCAUUGCGUUAUUGUUCAGCAUGUCAUAAAGAUUUAAUUGAUCCAGAAAAAAUGGUGAAAUGUAAAUGCAGAAGAAAUCGAAUCAUUGUAAAAACUGCUAAGAAUAAAUCAGAUGAUCCUCUAAAUUUACUUAUUAUUGAAGAAGAAGAUGAAAAAAAUAACGCUCGUCAAUUGACUGAGGAUUAUUUUCCGAAUGGUGAAAAACCAAAAUUUGAUCAAACUGGAACAUUUUACUGGUGUGAAAGCAGACCAUUUGAGGCUGCUAAAAUGACAUUAGAGGAAGCUGCUAAAGAGAAUUUUCAUAAUCAUGUAGUAGUGUUGGUUUUGUCCAAUAGGUUUUCACCUUCUCUUGAACUGCGUCAAUUGGUGCUGCCAUUACGUGCAAGCAAUAAUGUACCCAAUAUGUUGAAAAAAAUUGUCAUUUUAGGCAAUGGAGAUUUUCUACAGAAAGAGUGGUUGCGAUUGGCAAACUUCCCAGAUGUUAGUGUAGUAAUAGGCUCGCCAUACAGUCGUCACGAUCUUCGAUCAGUAAAUGUCCAAACAGCAGACAUGUGCAUUUUAUUAUCUCCCGGAAAUCAAUCAGCUGGUGAACUGGAACAUCAAGCACUUUCAGACAAAGAAGUUAUUUUACUUACACUAAAUUUAAAAGCUAUGCAGUUUGCAGCUGAUAACACUGAAAAUGAUUUUCAGGAUCUGUUAUCUAAAAAUGCAAUCACUUUACUUGAAAAAAAUGGUGUAGAAAAAAAUAGCUCCGAAAGUUUUUUUCAAACAAAACCUUUCUCUGUUAAAGAAACUUCUGAGACUUAUACUCUAAAAAUUAUUACUGAGUUAAUUUACAAUACCAACUCAAUGUUUUUGGAUCAAGAUGAUAUGAAUAUUUACGAUGAUGAACAUUUUUAUCAGGCUCAACCAUAUGCAUGUGGCUCAAUAUUUACAGUUUCAGUUCUUGAUUCAUUAGUAAGUGCGACAUACUUUAAUGGUGACAUUUUGACUCUUGUUCAAAACCUUGUGACCGGAAGUGUUAGCUCAGAGUUGGAUGAGUUGUUAGCAGAAGGGAAACAGCCUCUUGGAUAUUUUGAAACUUUAGAUAUUGCGGCAGUUAGGAAUCGUUGUCGAAUAUCACAAUUAGAUCUUUCUGAUGGCCCAUUAGCAGAAUUUGGGGAAUGUGGAGUUUUUGGCGAUUUGUUCUUGUAUGCUUUACGCACCUAUAACAUGAUAUGCUUGGGUUUAUUCCGACUUCGUGAUAUGGAAGGGCUGCAGACUAAGUGUACAAAAAGAUAUGUUAUUACAUUUCCAGCAUUUAAUUUUUUACUAGCUCCAACUGAUCGUGUGUUUGUAUUAAUGCAGUUUCAAGCUAUUAAAAAAAAGAGAAUAAAUUUUACAAAACUCUCUACAGGUGCAUUGCAACAAGAAUAGAGAUUUUUAGUUUUUUCUCUUACAUUUAAGUAAUAAAAUCCAUUUUAAGAUGCUAAAAAUUUAGUGAAGAUAGAGUUAGAGUUGUUACCACAUUUUUAUAAAAGCUACUAACAUAGAAGAAGCAACUACCACAUAUAUAUAUAAAAUUUAUUCAUGAACUAUAACUUAUUGUGGUUAUGUUAUGAAAUAUAUAAGCAUAUUGUAUAUAUAUAUAUAUAUAUAAAGAUAUGUUAAGAUUGUAUGAAUGAAGUAUUUAAUUUAAUUAAAAA